UAUUAGCAGUCUCCUCCUCCAACGCCACCGGUGCGUCGACAGGAGGCGAUCCGAAGCGGCGGACAUCAAGGAACGAGGUCUGCUCCUCGCGAUCGGGUCCGAGAAAAGGUUUCCUGGGAAGAGAUCUGCGCCUGGAUGGGCGACAUUUCUUCGAAUCGGCCGAGCACGGCUGAGAUUUCGGCGAUCGAGGGCCCGAGCAAGGAUCCUCAGGUAGCAGAUUCUGUAUCGAAGGGAUGGACAGAUGAGAAACAUACUUUGUUUCUUAACUCCAUUGAAGCAUCAUUUGUCAAUGAGUUAUACAACGAGCAUUAUCAUUCAAAGGCUUUUCAAGGUUGGUUAUCAAGGACAAAAGAACAUAAAGGAUCAACCGGACCAUCUGAAAAUGAUAUGAAAUAUGGCCAGUUUAAGGUUUUGCGUAAGGGAUGUUGGAAGAAUCUCAGAUUUGAAAUGGAUAAUAAUCAUGCAGCAAUCGAGAAUGGUUCUUUCCCUUUACAUACAAACCCAUGGGUUCAACAUUUUCGAUCACCUUACAAUAUGAAGGAAAAGCAUCUUAAGUCAUCUGACAGAGAUGAUGAUACUGAGUUCAAUAGAAUCUGUCAUCAAGAUUCUAUUGACAGCAGUACAGAAGUGUCGGAUCAGAACUUUAUUGCUGAUGAACUUAUAGUUGGGCAACAGUCGAGUAGAAUCUGCAGGAAAAGAAGACGGGGGACUGCACCGGUUGAUGAACCAAUCAAGGAUCAAGUAAUGGGUUGUUCCAUCCAGAAAAGCACUUGUUACCACAAUCUCUGAUGUGAACCAUGCUUGUCCACAUCCAGCAAAUUUCAGAUCUGAUGCCACAACGUGUGAAGUGAUUGCAAGCAUUGUGCCCCCUGAAACUGCGCUUCAUUGUGUAAAGAUCAGGAGGUCAACAGUUGAACUUGAAGGAUGCCAACCGAAGCUCAUGGCACAGAGUAGUGGACACAAGAUUUAAGGCUCGAUCUUAAGCUUUUGCUUGUGAUGCAAGUCAGAUGCAUCCUUCAAGGGCCAACAUAAUUUAUUUGUUGUUUUAAUAUUUGUUUGUUUGGUAUCUGCAAUAUGAGUGAAUAAUUUGUCCAA
Molecule: messenger RNA, 1095 nt
Organism: Musa acuminata AAA Group (dessert banana)
Lineage: Eukaryota; Viridiplantae; Streptophyta; Magnoliopsida; Zingiberales; Musaceae
Product: cold-regulated protein 28-like
Exons: 5
Coding region: 136-789 (217 amino acids)
Biological process (GO): response to cold; regulation of circadian rhythm
Source: RefSeq, a predicted model, not a curated record